Molecule: messenger RNA, 5614 nt
Organism: Lytechinus pictus (painted urchin)
Lineage: Eukaryota; Metazoa; Echinodermata; Echinoidea; Temnopleuroida; Toxopneustidae
Product: angiopoietin-1 receptor-like
Exons: 15
Coding region: 777-3278 (833 amino acids)
Molecular function (GO): protein binding
Source: RefSeq, a predicted model, not a curated record
UUCCAUGAGUGAGGUUUCGCAUAUACACAAUGUUUGUUUUGUGAUCUUUGAAGAAGAGGAAGUUGAUGCAAUUUUAGUGCGGAGUUUCAUCUGUCCUUUAGUUCAACAAUUAAAAAAAAAUGGCAGCCCUUCAUACUCUAAAGGUGUUCAUAUAUUGUGUGUCAUUUUUGUUUUGUUUCCCGAUAUCAAUAAAAGGUACGUUGCUUGAGUUUUCAUUGACGUAAACGGAAAUUUUUUGUUUCGCCUGAACGAAUCACUUUUCCUGUUGGUCUGUUGGUUUGGUAAGCCCUUUCACAAUUGGCGGUGUGACUGCUUACAACCGUGGCGACUGUGACCAAGUGAUUGCAACCGAUCGCAAUAGCAAUUGUGAAAGCCCCUUUGGUCUGUUUGGUGAGGUGGUUCAUAUCACAGUUUUGACCAUAGGAUAUACAGCUAUCGAAACAUCCAGUAAUGUACAGUACCAAUGUUACCGCAGUGAACCAGAUGAGAAUGCCACAUUGUCAUUUGGACGAUCUGCACCCAUAACAACAGAUACACCACCACCCUCAGCAACGAAUCACCCUAGUGAUGGAGAUGUAUUGUUGGUCAAAUUCUCUGAACAUGGGGAUACUUGGCAUACAGCUGGUUUUGGUCCCUUCUACUGUGAGGCUGCUAAGGAUGCUCGAGAUGUAACAAGGGUCACUACAUUUUUUCAGAGAAGUGAUGCUAAAUUUAUACCAAGUGACGGAGUGUUUACAAAGGCAGUCUAUGUGAAUGACACAGGAGUUGUGAUCUCAAUGAAUAAUCGAUACCAACCUGAUGAUAAUGGCAAUGUGAUUACAUGGAGGAAAGAUGGUGGUGAUGUUCUUACACAAUUUGAGGGACAGACAAGUAUCAACUUCCCAAACCCAAUCGAGAUAUCAGACCAAGGGAUCUAUGAGAUCUACUAUCAUGGCGAGAGAUAUCAAAACAGAGGAGGAAUUUACCGACUCAUUGUCAGAGAAUGUCCUGCAGGUAGGUGGGGUCCACCUGAAUGCUAUGGUAUCUGUGAUAAUUGUUACAAUGGUGGAGUCUGUGAUGACAAAUCUGGUCUUUGCAUCUGUCCUAACAACUUUAUGGGAGAUAAUUGUUUGAAUAUUUGCAGCAACACACAUGGGAAUAGAUUUGGAUUAGAAUGUGAGUAUAGAUGCUCCUAUAGAGAUGACAAUGUACCUUAUUGUCGAGGGAACCUCUUUUGCUUACCUAAUCCAUAUGGAUGUUCAUGUGAUGUUGGUUCUCGAGGUCUUGCAUGUGACAGCGAUUGUGAUGCUGGCACAUAUGGCCCGGGAUGCUCACAAACAUGUCACUGUGCUGAUGUAUCAUCAUGUAACUCUUUUAGUGGAAUAUGUACUACAGGUGGAUGUCAGUCUAGCUGGUCAGGGAACAAUUGUCAAAUACCUGAUAUAUGUGAGGCUGGUUACUAUGGAUCUCAAUGUAUUGAUCAAUGUCAUUGCAUGGAUGAUGUAUCAUGUGAUAAAACAACAGGAGCAUGUCCUCAGAAGUGUGCCUUAGGAUACAGCGUACGUGAUGGUCAGGAAAAUUGUCAAGAGUGUGAAGGAGGAACCUUUGGUCUGGAUUGUCUUCAGCAAUGCCACUGUGCUCAAGAAGCAUGUGAGAUACAGAGAGGAUUGUGCAAUGGACAGUGUCUUGAUGGCUGGAUAGAACCAUACUGUCAAAGAAUAUCACGCUAUGACGUAGUAAGAGUAAAUCCAUACCAACCAUCAAUCAUCACAUGUUAUGCUGAGGGUAUUCCACUUCCUGAUGCCUCAUCAGUUGAUCUUCGUCGGCGUAUUGAUACCAACACUUAUAAUACCACAGGAAUCACCAAGCGAUCAAGCUCUGUAGUCGGGUCGGAACGGGCUGUUCUCUUUGAUAUUGAAAAUGUUUAUCCACCAGAAGAUGGAGACUAUGUUUGUGGUCUCAUUAUAGAAAACCAGUUCUACUCAACAAGCAUCACUAAAGCAACUUAUGUUCUUCCUGUCAUAAGUACGGCACCAUCUAUUGUUAGCAGCACUUUAACUACAGUAUCUCUACGAUGGAAUGCCUGGACUGCAGGAGAAGACAUAGGUGAUCCUCCCCUUAUAGGAUAUGAUGUAUUCGUAAGAAAAGGUGGUGACUGGGAACUGGAUCAGAGAGUAGCUGACUCUAGCACUUCAGCUACUGUUAGUAACUUGACUCCUGACACAGACUACAUGUUUCGUGUUGCAGCCGUGAGGGAAGGAGAGGGUGGAAUAGGUCCAUGGUCUCCAUGGAUUUAUGCAAUCACUCUUUGUACAGCACCAAGGUCUCCCCCUGCUGGAAUACAGGUGACAGCCAACGAUCCUAAAGAACUAGAAGUGACAUGGGAGUUCAUCUCUUUGGAAUCAGCAAAUUGCAGGAGUGGUGUGACCCAUUAUAUGAUCUACUAUGCUCUCUCUCGUUCAUCAUCCACAAACUCUCGCAUAGUUCCUAAUGAUACAAGCUCCUAUACGAUUACAGGGUUAGGGACCUAUCUGGACUAUACCAUUCAAAUAAGUGCUUCAAAUAAAGAUGAGGAAAGUGACAAGAGCAGUGAGAUAAUCGGCAGAACACUUGAAGAAGUUGCACCAGCUCCUAUCAACGUGGCCAUACCAAGAAGUACUAAAAUUUCUUUUACUGUGUCGUGGUCCACUCCUCUUCCAUCGAAUGUAAAUGGUCGUAUUCAGAUGUACACCAUUCGCUACAAGCAAAGCGAUCAAGGAGAUGAUGGCGAUUAUAUCAUGGAAAAUGCGUUGACAGAUGCAUUUGAAGCAGAACAUACUGUAACGAAUCUUCUGUAUGGUAUUAACUAUACAGUUCAGGUCCAAACUGUCAAUGGAGCUGGUUCUAGUAAGUGGUCGUACCCAGUCAGAGCUAAGACCAUCCUUACUGGUCAUCACUGUAACGGGGCGCAAGUAGGCACUGUUAUUGCAGGUGUUUCUCUUAUCAUCAUCAUCAUCUUCCUCAUAAUUAUCAAUGUUGUUACCUAUAGGAGGGCCAGACUAAGACAUCCAGUCACCGCAUCGUCAAAAAACACUGCACGUGAGCCAUCCCCAAGGUAUGAGAACCCUGCAUUUGAUGCAUCCAUGCGCACCUGCAAAAACGUGGAUAAAGACACCUACCAAGAUCUCGAUAUCGACACCAGGGACUACCAGAACUCUACUGACCACCACACAUACCAAGGGCUUAAGAAAACCAGCAUCGAUACCUCGCAUCAGAGUGUCAGCCAACCAGAGCCGGAAAUCACCUAUGAAUACAUUUAGAAUCGACUCUAAUGCACAGUUCCACUACCGAAUUACAGAAUGAAGCAAGUGCAAGAAGUAAUGUUUGUGUAUAUCUGUGUGUGUUGGUGGGAGGAUGCGUCUGUGUGUGUUUGUGUGUGGAAGAAACCAAUAAGAGAAUAUCAGUGUCAAUAAUUAAUAAAUGGGUGAGUAUGGGUAUGAAAAAUGAGGAUGUGUGUGAGUAUGGUAUGAUAAAUGAAUAUAAGGGUGUGAGUAUGGUGAGCAGAACUAAUAUGAGGGUGUGGGUGAGUAUGGGUGUGAAGAAUGAAUAUGAGGGCGUGGGUGAGAAAGGGGAUGAAGAAUAGGUAUGAGGGUGUGGGUGAGCAUGAUGAGCAGAAUGAAUAUGGGGGAGUGGGUGAGCAAGGGUGUGAAAAAUGAAUAUGAGAUUGUGGGUGAGUAUGGUGAACAGAAUGAAUAUGAGGGUGUGGGUGGGGAUAGUGAGAAGAAUUAAUAUAGGGGUGUGGGUGAGUAUAGGUGUGAAGACUGAGGAUGUUUGUGAAUAUAGUAUGAUGAAUCAUGAGGGUGUAAAUGAUUGUGUGGGUGAGUAUAGGCGUGACUAAUGAAUAUAAGGAUGUGGGUGGGUAUCGGUGGGAAGUAUAAAAUGAGGGAGUGGCAGUGGCGUAACAGGCCGGGGGGCAAGCUGCCACCCUGGCGGAUUUCACCGGGAAAAUAAAAAAACGGGAAAAAAGGAAAAGGGGGAAAGAGAGAAAAAGAGGAAAGAGAAAAGGGAAAAGGAAAGUGAAACAAUUAAAAGAAAGUGAAAGAAAAAAAAAACCUAAAUAGGGAAAAUGGAAGGAAAGCGGGAAAAGGAAAGAAGAAUACGUGAGGAAGUACAAAUAUCCUUAAAUACUAAUACAUUAGCAUGAUUAGCAAUAGAGGGAUAUGAAAUCAAAAGAUAUUACUCAAUGGCACGGGCAAAAAUGGCGGUAAAAUGGGAGAAAGAGGCAGAAAGAAACGGGAAAUGAAGGUAGAACCAAAAGCUUAAUUGGAAAUUGGAAAUAUAGAAAAUAUAAUAAAAGAAUAACUUAAUAACAAGAGCGGGUUGCCGAGGAUUGAAAAAUAUAAAGAACGGGAAAAAAGGUGGAUGGCGUCUAUUAUAAGCUUGCUAAAUUUUAUGCAAUAAUGAUCACAAUCAGCACAAACCCGGGGAAAAUCCUUAGCCAAAGUAGGGUUAUCCAAGGGCUAGUUAUAUCUCCCGAUAUUAUGUCCUAAACCUAAGUAAAGCUUUGCGCUGGCUAGAUUUACCGUAAAAAGCCUGUUUACUUUGGCUAAAUUUCCAAAGCCACUAUCAAAUGAGUAGAAAUCAAUCAUUUCUAAAGGCUAAUUUUUUUAGCUCGCUUCGCUCGCUGGCGACUUUUACAAAUUUAUCCACAUUUUGCCAUGUUGUGCUGCCUCAAAAUAUCUAGUUUAUGAUCCGCAACUGCGUUGAGGUUAAUAUGUGUUGUGUAUGUACCCGUGAUUUUAUAAAACAGUGACCAUCUGCAAUGUUUAAAAAUAUCACGGGGUUCCGGGGGCUCCGCCCCAGACCAGUGGCGGCACCAAGGGGGGGGGGGGCACGGAAGGCAUUUACCCCCAGUGAGUUGGCCCCACCCCCGAAAUUUUGAAAAAUAAAAAAAUGUAUAGUAAAUGUUGUCAUUAGCAUUCUACUAAAGGUGCAAAGUGCUCCAAAACAGCUUUUUCGUUCCUUAAAUUUUGAAAUUUUUCUCAUCCAUUCACUGAUAGCUCCCAAUAAUGUCACUAAAUCUAUCAGGUCAUUAUAUAAAAUUAUACACGCUCGCAGUGGCUGUUGACUGAGAUAAGUAAAUUAUCUGUUCAAAUGGGGCUUAAAAUCAAAUUUUCAAGUCAAUAUGCUUCUCGCAAUUAGAGUUUUCAUUAUUCGUUUUAGCGAGAUACGCUUCCUGCCUACUUAUGAUUUCCAUAAAUAAAAAAAAUUCAGCUCGCGCUACGCGCUCGCAUUAAAAGUUUAAUUAGAUAGCCAUCCAGUUCAUGAUUACAAGAAGUGCUUAUAGAACGUCCAGCUAUCAUCUCAGGAUGUCAAAAAUUUUCAGCUCGGGCUCCGUGCUCGCAUUAUUUAUUUGGAGAGAUACCAUCUCCAUGGCCCAAUGCAAAAAGCUAGUUAGUAACAGGUCUAUUUUUCAUGUCAGUAGGGUCUACAUUAAAAAAAUAAUAGCUCGCGCAUCUUGCUCGAUUUUGAGAAAUUGGCAAAUAUUUGUGUGUUUACCCGCCCCCAAAUGUUCUUUUGUGUCCCCCGAGGUUGAAAAUCCUGGGGCCGCCAUUGCUCCGGACCUGAUCCGCAAAGCACUGGCCCUCGAAAAUUC